AUGAUUGGCGGUAGUAGGACCAGCGAUUAUUUGUCGAGCGAAGUCGUCCAAGUUCCCGAAUCUGUGUCCCAUCACAUGAUGUCGCAUUUUUGUAUGGACAUUCAAGAUCAGGCGCCACCACGACCAUCUAGCCUCAGUUUAAGAUUUGAUGCAGCUGCAGAUGAUUACGCUGAUAUCAAGUCUCACCAGGUUCCUCGUAAUUAUCACUCCGUGAAAAGAACUGAUAACCAAGACCGCGAUAAGGUCAUUGGACAGCUUGGAAAUAAUGGUUCGACUCCGAUUACUCCUACGAGUUUCCUGAAUCCAAAAGAAAUCACUGCUGAGCAGGAACAAUUUGCCGAGCAACUGACGCAAACCAUCGACAAAAUAAAGAAUGAAAGAGAAGGCCCUCUCGCCGAGGAAAUCCGUCUCCAGCACCGCCCUUCGUCCAACACCUCGCCUGGUUUUGCUCCUGCGGAACGUACAGCCACAUCACCCACUCAUACACCUCCCUCAACAUCCUCUAUCCGGAUCAAAUUAUGUGAGGACGAUGUUGACAGUGUCGUUGCCUCCUCCGCUGUGAGUGAGAGUUCAGCAAUGCUUUCAAACGUCGCCACAAUCCACAAUCCCUUCUCCGUGGCACCAACUUCCAGUCUCUGCUCGAGUGCCGCCGUCGCAGCCGUUCUUCACAAUCUUAGAGCGCAUGAAGGUGUCGGCUCUCCUCCCUCCACGACCGGUGACUCCACGUCCCCCGCAUCACCCUCCCUUGACAACUCGGUCAAUGGAAAUCGGUACACGCCUAGCCGAUAUCCCAGUCUUUCUCUUCCCCCCUUGAGGACUGACAUUGGUGAUGGUGGUGGCGGCGGCGGUGGUGGGGGAAACGGCUACACAUCUGUAGGUUUAACUGACAUGCUGGUUAGUUCGGAGGACGCAGUCACUCCAACUUCGGUCGGUGCCAUGCCCACAUUGGCUGAUCUGUCUGCCGCUGUGACAGGCCAGGUGAUUGUCAAUCCCACUACCGACGGAUUCCUCCAACUCUUUCAUAACUCGACUGAUCAGAACCCCUUAGUAGAUCCCAAUGGUUCACGCGGAAACGGACCCCUCAGCCACCGUCAUCUAACUAACCUCGUGUCCUCUUACGAAAGCCACCUCCUCGCUCAUCCUCGGCAGCCGCAGGAAUACGCGGCCACCAAUCUGCAGAACUAUGGCGGCCAGGAACAGCAGGAUGCUCUGCUACUUUCCCGAAAGCGCACUGUCUCGAAUACUUCUGCAAUGACUUCUGCCUCAUCAAUGAAGCGCGGUCGCCGGCGCCAUGAGCCAACGAUUGCCGCUGCUCAAGCCCUCAUAAACGCAACUACAAAUAGCGUGGGCCAGCUGUCGUAUGCACCAACCGAUGUGGCUACGAUGGUUGGUCUCAAAAUUGAGGACAGACCUGCGCACCAACCUCUUCAGUCGACAGUGAGUGGUGGUGGGGGAGGAGGAGGAGGAGAUGCAACUGGGCGAAGGGUUUCGGUGGCACCAACCCAGGUUGCCCCCACCCCGAUGGCAAUGGGGUACGAGUCGCAGUCGGCCAUGGAUCGGAAUGACGCUUCGCUAACAGCUCUUGAUGAGGAAUUGUGCUCGGAUCCGUCAUUGCUAAAGAUAGAAAAGAAACGAGCCCGCAACCGUUUGGCAGCCCGAAGAUGCCGUGAAAGAAAGGUGACCCGAAUUGCCACGCUGGAAGGUGAAGUGGAGCUCCUCAAAUCCUACAUUGAACGGCUCCGUUCCGAGCUGGACUCUUCACAGAAGGAGGCAACUCAGUUGAGGGUGUACCUGGAGCAGUUGGCGGACUCUUACCCCGGUUUGGGGGAGAAGUUAAAGGCACUGCCGCAACCACCUCAGACGUCUUCUUCGUCCCUUCAUCCACCUCUGCCGCUCCCUGAAUAA
Messenger RNA from Mesocestoides corti, 1905 nucleotides. The record is from the annotation of a GenBank genome assembly. Lineage: Eukaryota; Metazoa; Platyhelminthes; Cestoda; Cyclophyllidea; Mesocestoididae.